Molecule: messenger RNA, 904 nt
Organism: Oreochromis aureus
Lineage: Eukaryota; Metazoa; Chordata; Actinopteri; Cichliformes; Cichlidae
Gene: mmab
Product: metabolism of cobalamin associated B
Exons: 8
Coding region: 72-848 (258 amino acids)
Molecular function (GO): corrinoid adenosyltransferase activity
Source: RefSeq, a predicted model, not a curated record
ACCACGGAUGGACAAAAAAGACAAUUCUAUCGUUUACCCUUGCUGCUGUUGCUACUGUGUUGUAGCUAAAAAUGACAUCGUUUGUUUUCAGACAUUCUCUCCUUCGCGGCCUUCCAGGGACAUGCAGGUUCAUUAGCGAGUAUCGGACAAAGAGACCGUUGUUUACCCUGUUUUCAGUCAGAAGUUAUGCCACUGGUGAAGACAACAGGGUGCCCAAAAUAUACACCAAAACAGGAGACAAAGGUUUCUCAAGCACAUUUACAGGAGAAAGGAGGCCAAAAGAAGAUCACAUUUUUGAAGCCUUGGGGAAUACAGACGAGCUGUCAUCAGCUAUAGGGCUGGCAAGAGAGUUUUGCCUCGAUAAAGGUCAUACAUUCACUCAUCAGUUGGACAAGAUCCAGUGCGUUUUACAAGAUGUGGGCUCCAACAUUGCUACCCCUCGAUCAUCUGCAAGAGAAAGCCAUAUAAAGCGAACAAAAUUUAUUGCACAGCCAAUUGUGGACUUGGAGACCUGGAUUGAUGAGUUUACAGAAGAACUCCCUCCUUUAACCAGCUUCAUUUUACCAGUAAGCUGCGCACGAUUUUACAAAUGUCUGUGUGUCCCUGUUGAACUAAUAUAUACUCCUAUUUUUUCACAGUCUGGUGGGAAGAGCAGCGCAGCUUUGCACUUAGCUCGGACAGUCUGUCGGCGAGCAGAGCGCAGCGUUGCUCCAAUUGUGCGAUCAGGCGAGGCAGAUCCAGAUGUUGCCAAGUUCUUGAACAGGUUAAGUGACUACUUGUUCACAGUUGCCAGAUAUGCGUCUAUGAAAGAGGGCAGUGAAGAGAAAAUCUACAAGAGGCCAGAAUGACCAGUCUCAUAUGAAGAUUAAAACAAAAGCAUUACCCUUUGAGAUGCAUAUACUUU